CGGAGGAAAAGGCUGAUGAAAAUGAACGAGAGCGAGCUCGGCUCCGCGCUGGCGGAGUACGACUUCGAGCGGCGUUUCGACGAGCGACGAGCCCUGGAAUGGAUGCAGGAAAACUGGAGCAAGUCGUUCAUGUUCUGUGGCCUGUAUGCUGCGCUCGUGUUCGGCGGUCAGCACUUCAUGAGGGAGAGGCCCAAGCUGAACCUGCGGCGCCCGUUGGUGCUGUGGUCACUCAGCCUGGCCGUCUUCAGUAUCAUAGGAGCUUUCAGGACUGGACUCUACAUGCUGCACGUCCUCACCACCAGCGGCUUCAGACAGUCGGUGUGUGACACCAGUUUCUACAGCGCCCCCGUCACCAAAUUCUGGGCCUAUGCCUUUGUUCUCAGCAAGGCCCCCGAGCUGGGUGACACGGUGUUCAUCGUCCUCCGGAAGCAGCGCCUCAUCUUUCUGCACUGGUACCACCACAUCACCGUGCUGCUCUACUCCUGGUACUCCUACAAGGACCAGGUGGCGGGCGGCGGCUGGUUCAUGACCAUGAACUACGUGGUUCACUCUUUAAUGUACACUUACUACGCAGCCCGGGCGGCCGGCCUGCGGGUUCCCCGCCCCUGCGCCAUGGUCAUCACGGCCACCCAGAUCCUGCAGAUGGCGAUGGGGCUGGCCGUGCUGGGCCUGGUUUACCACUGGAUGCACGAGGUGCGCUGUCCGUCCAACGUGGACAACAUCAAGUGGGGCUCCCUCAUGUACCUCAGCUACUUGAUCCUGUUUGCCUUGUUCUUCUACAACACCUACCUCAGAGGCUCCUCCGGGGUCAAAGGAUCCAAGGCGGAGUAGCAUGUCUGUGCUUUGCUCGGCGGUCGUGUUAAAGUGUGCCAUAAGCGGAAAUGACCGACAGUGAGGGGCCGUGAAUGUGUGAGUCGCAACUAUUCGAUUGGUUGUUCGGUCCUCCUCUCGUUAUGACAUCCUCGCCUGACUUUUCGUAGGCAUCUGUAGCUGAAAACAAUGAUACAUGCGUGGAUUUAGAGCAGUAGGAAAGAGGAGACCGGUUCGGACUCAGCACAGUUUAAUAUGAUCUCGUGAUUAGUUGUGAGUACACAAUUUAAAAUGGUUAUAGAAUCAUACGGGGAGCACCAUGUUUGUGUUUGACUAACUAAAUUUUUGCCUUGGCAACUCACACUCUUGACCAGUAUCAAAAAAACAAAACAGCCCUACGAGGGCCAAAUAUUUGUCAGAGGUGGUUAAGAAAUGUUUGUGUCUGUAUGUUGUAAUGAAAAAGUGAGUCCUUGAUGUCUCCUUAAAAGCUCUGAACUAGAAAAAAGUACUUAAAAAUUUAAAAAUGUAUUGAAGGAUUUGUUCGACGUUUUGCGAAAUACGCUUGUUGGCCCACGUCGGUCUUACGUCUGGAUUCAGGAGGGGGUUAGCCUAGCUUAGCAAAAAGACUGAAAGCAGGGGGGAAACAGCUGGCCUGGCUCUGUCCAAAGCACAAAAAAAAAAAAAA
This is a messenger RNA of Xiphias gladius (swordfish), 1495 nucleotides long. Its product is annotated as elongation of very long chain fatty acids protein 6-like. Gene Ontology annotation, biological process: fatty acid elongation, saturated fatty acid; fatty acid elongation, monounsaturated fatty acid; very long-chain fatty acid biosynthetic process. Lineage: Eukaryota; Metazoa; Chordata; Actinopteri; Istiophoriformes; Xiphiidae. The transcript is spliced from 4 exons. The record is from RefSeq and is a predicted model, not a curated record. Gene Ontology annotation, molecular function: fatty acid elongase activity. Bases 16 to 831 code for a protein of 271 amino acids. Gene Ontology annotation, cellular component: endoplasmic reticulum membrane; endoplasmic reticulum.